AUGGAAGAUAUCGGUAUCCCUAGUUUUGUGAGAUGUGAGAAGGAAGAUAUCAGUAUCCAUAGUUUUGUGAGAUGUGAGAAGGAUGAGAUCGGUAUCCCUAGUUUUGUGAGAUGUGAGAAGGAAGAGAUCGGUAUCCCUAGUUUUGUGAGAUGUGAGAAGGAAGAGAUAAGUAUCCCUAGUUUUGUGAGAUGUGAGAAGGAAGAGAUAAGGGUCCCUAGUUUUGUGAGAUGUGAGAUGGAAGAGAUCAGUAUCCCUAGUUUUGUGAGAUAUGAGAAGGAAGAGAUCAGUAUCCAUAGUUUUGUGAGAUGUGAGAAGGAAGAGAUCAGUAUCCCUAGUUUUAAGGAAGAGAUCAGUAUCCCUAGUUUUGUGAGUUGUGAGAAGGAAGAGAUCAGCAUCCACAGUUUUGUGAGUUGUGAGAAGGAAGAGAUCAGCAUCCAUAGUUUUGUGAGUUGUGAGAAGGAAGAGAUCAGCAUCCAUAGUUUUGUGAGUUGUGAGAAGGAAGAGAUCAGUAUCCCUAGUUUUGUGAGAUGUGAGAAGGAAGAGAUCAGUAUCCCUAGUUUUGUGAGAUGUGAGAAGGAAGAGAUCAGUCUCUCUAGUUUUGUGAGAUGUGAGAAGGAAGAGAUCAGCGUCCAUAGUUUUGUGAGUUGUGAGAAGGAAGAGAUCAGUAAACCUUCUUUCGUGAGAUGUGAGAAGGAAGAGAUCAGUAAACCUUAUUUCGUGAGAUGUGAGAAGGAAGAGAUCAGCAUCCAUAGUUUUGUGAGUUGUGAGAAGGAAGAGAUCAGCAUCCAUAGUUUUGUGAGUUGUGAGAAGGAAGAGAUCAGUAAACCUUGUUUCGUGAGAUGUGAGAAGGAAGAGAUCAGCAUCCAUAGUUUUGUGAGUUGUGAGAAGGAAGAGAUCAGCAUCCAUAGUUUUGUGAGAUGUGAGAAGGAAGAGAUCAGCAUCCAUAGUUUUAUGAGAUAUGAGAAGGAAGAGAUCAGUAAACCUUGUUUUGUGAGAUGUGAGAAGGAAGAGAUCAGUAUCCCUAGUUUUGUGAGAUGUGAGAAGGAAGAGAUCAGUAUCCCUAGUUUUGUGAGAUGUGAGAAGGAAGAGAUCAGUAUCCCUAGUUUUGAAGAGAUCAGUAUCCCUAGUUUUGUGAGAUGUGAGAAGGAAGAGAUCAGUCUCACUAGUUUUAUGAGAUAUGAGAAGGAAGAUAUCAGUAUCCCUAGUUUUGUGAGUUGUGAGAAGGAAGAGAUCAGCAUCCAUAGUUUUGUGAGAUAUGAGAAGGAAGAGAUCAGUAUCCCUAGUUUUGUGAGAUGUGAGAAGGAAGAGAUCAGUCUCACUAGUUUUAUGAGAUAUGAGAAGGAAGAGAUCAGUAUCCCUAGUUUUGUGAGUUGUGAGAAGGAAGAGAUCAGCAUCCAUAGUUUUGUGAGAUAUGAGAAGGAAGAGAUCAGUAUCCCUAGUUUUGACAUUGAUGACAUUAAGGACAUUGAUGACAUCGAUGACAUUGAUGACAUUAAGGACAUUGAUGACAUUAAGGACAUUAAGGACAUUAAGGACAUUGAGGACAUUGAGGACAUUGAUGACAUUAAGGACAUUGAUGACAUUGAUGACAUUGAUGACAUUAAGGAGAUUAAGGACAUUAAGGACACUGAGGACAUUAAGGACAUUAAGGACAUUGAGGACAUUGAGGACAUUGAUGACAUUAAGGACAUUAAGGGUAUUAAGGACAUUGAUGACAUUAAGGACACUGAGAACAUUAAGGACACUGAGGACAUUAAGGACACUGAGGACAUUAAGGACAUUGAGGACAUUGAGGACAUUGAUGACAUUAAGGACAUUGAUGACAUUGAUGACAUUGAUGACAUUAAGGAGAUUAAGGAGAUUAAGGACAUUAAGGACACUGAGGACAUUAAUGACAUUGAGGGCAUUGAUGACAUUAAGGGUAUUAAGGACAUUGAUGACAUUAAGGACACUGAGGACAUUAAGGACACUGAGGACAUUAAGGACAUUAAGGGUAUUAAGGACAUUGAUGACAUUAAGGACAUUGAGGACAUUGAUGACAUUAAGGACAUUAAGGAGAUUGAUGACAUUAAGGACAUUAAGGACAUUGAGGACAUUAAGGACAUUAAGGACAUUAAGGACAUUAAGGACAUUGAUGACAUUAAGGACAUUAAGGAGAUUGAUGACAUUAAGGACAUUAAGGACAUUAAGGACAUUGAUGACAUUAAGGACAUUGAUGACAUUAAGGACAUUAAGGACAUUAAGGACAUUGAUGACAUUAAGGACAUUAAGGACAUUAAGGACAUUGAUGACAUUAAGGACAUUGAUGACAUUAAGGACAUUAAGGACAUUAAGGACAUUAAGGACAUUGAUGACAUUAAGGACAUUAAGGACAUUGAUGACAUUAAGGACAUUAAGGACAUUGAGGACAUUAAGGACAUUAAGGACAUUAAGGACAUUGAUGACAUUAAGGACAUUAAGGACAUUGAUGACAUUAAGGACAUUAAGGACAUUGAGGACAUUAAGGACAUUAAGGACAUUGAUGACAUUAAGGACAUUAAGGACAUUAAGGAGAUUGAGGACAUUGAUGACAUUAAGGACAUUAAGGACAUUAAGGAGAUUGAGGACAUUGAUGACAUUAAGGACAUUGAGGACAUUGAGGACAUUGAUGACAUUAAGGACAUUAAGGACAUUAAGGAGAUUGAGGACAUUGAUGACAUUAAGGACAUUGAGGACAUUAAGGACAUUGAUGACAUUAAGGACAUUAAGGACAUUGAGGACAUUAAGGACAUUAAGGACAUUGAUGAUAUUAAGGACAUUAAGGACAUUAAGGAGAUUGAGGACAUUGAUGACAUUAAGGACAUUGAGGACAUUGAGGACAUUGAGGACAUUGAUGACAUUAAGGACAUUAAGGACAUUGAUGACAUUAAGGACAUUAAGGACAUUGAGGACAUUGAUGACAUUGAUGACAUUGAUGACAUUGAUGACAUUGAUGACAUUGAUGACAUUAAGGACAUUAAGGACAUUGAUGACAUUGAUGACAUUAAGGACAUUGAUGACAUUGAUGACAUUAAGGACAUUGAUGACAUUAAGGCGAUUGAGGACAUUUAG
Pecten maximus is the source of this 3090-nucleotide messenger RNA. Its product is annotated as reticulocyte-binding protein PFD0110w-like. The transcript has 4 exons. NCBI's taxonomy places the organism in Eukaryota, Metazoa, Mollusca, Bivalvia, Pectinida, Pectinidae. The record is from RefSeq and is a predicted model, not a curated record. The coding region runs from base 1 to 3090 and encodes 1029 amino acids.